This is a messenger RNA of Verticillium alfalfae VaMs.102, 597 nucleotides long. RefSeq names its product vacuolar protein sorting-associated protein. The record is from RefSeq and is a predicted model, not a curated record. NCBI's taxonomy places the organism in Eukaryota, Fungi, Ascomycota, Sordariomycetes, Glomerellales, Plectosphaerellaceae. Gene Ontology annotation, molecular function: phosphatidylinositol-4-phosphate binding. Gene Ontology annotation, biological process: Golgi vesicle budding; Golgi organization; retrograde vesicle-mediated transport, Golgi to endoplasmic reticulum. Bases 1 to 597 code for a protein of 198 amino acids. The transcript has 3 exons. Gene Ontology annotation, cellular component: trans-Golgi network; cytosol; Golgi cisterna.
AUGAUGAAGCAGAGCGAGAAGAUGAGCGUCAGCUCUUGGGUGGACCUGAUGAGCGGCGAGACGUGGAACCUCAUGAAGAUUGGCUACCAACUAAAACAAGUGCGCGAGCGCCUCGCCAAGGGUCUCGUCGACAAGGGCAUCCUACGCACCGAGAAGCGCAACUUCCUCCUCUUCGACAUGGCCACGCACCCCGUCGCCGACGGCGGCGCCAAGGAAGAGAUCCGCCGCCGUGUACGCCUCGUCCUGACCCAGCGCACCGUCGUCCUGCCCCCGUCGCAGUUCCUCCCCGAGAGCCUCGAUUUCCGCUACGUCCGCACCCUGGCCAUGGUCUGCGCCGCCUACGCCGCCAACGUGCUCGAGAACGCCCUGACGCCGCUCGGCCACGAGGCCCGCGAGCGCGCUUUUGCUCAGACUGACGAGCUGCUCGCCGACUACAGCCAGUGGCCCUUUGGCAAGAAGGCCGUCAACAACGGCAUUGGCGCCAACCUGCCCCAGGCGGUGGCCGAGGAAUGCAAUAACAACAAGGACAAGGAACUCCAGCUCGAGGUCGUCGCCGCGUGCCUCAGCGUCUUCACCCGCCUCGACUCCCUGCUGUAA